AUGGCUGCAGAAGUAGAAUACAGUUGCUUCGUCUGUGGGCUCGCAUGGGCUACCACCGAUAGAACCUUAGCUGAUGCUUUCGGUACAUACGGUGAAGUUCUCGACUCGAAGAUCAUUAAUGACAGAGAAACUGGCAGAUCUAGAGGAUUUGGCUUUGUUACCUUUAAGGAUGAGAAAUGCAUGAGGGAUGCAAUCGAAAGGAUGAACGGUCAGGAACUUGACGACCGUAACAUUACCGUUAACGAAGCUCAGGCUCGUGGAAGUGGAGGCUGCGGUGGUGGUUACGGAGGUGGCCGACGUGAAGGAGGAGGAUACUGCAAGUUCUGA
This is a messenger RNA of Nicotiana tabacum (common tobacco), 327 nucleotides long. Its product is annotated as glycine-rich RNA-binding protein GRP1A-like. Gene Ontology annotation, molecular function: RNA binding. Lineage: Eukaryota; Viridiplantae; Streptophyta; Magnoliopsida; Solanales; Solanaceae. The record is from RefSeq and is a predicted model, not a curated record.